ACGGAGAUGAGUUCUCCGUAAACGUGAUAAGCAUGGACAUUUCCAAGUUUUCUGAUCCAGACUUUGACGUUAAAGAAUGGGUGAACGGGGCUCUGAGGCUUCCCAAAGACUCCAAGACAUCAGUGGAUGCCCAUGCCUCAAUGCUUGUAAUGAAACUACAGCUUUUUAUACAGGAGGUUAAUAACGUCCUAGAGGAGACUGGUGGUCAGGUGGUUCAGAGUCUCCCUAGGAUCCUGAGAGAUGUAGAGGCAGUGAGACAGGAGGCACUGUUACUAAGGGACCAGAUGCUGGUUGUCAAGGAAGACAUUAAAAAGGUCGAGACUGAGACAUUGCACUCAAUGCAGAGGCUGGUUGAACUGGAUUCUGUGAAGACUAGAAUGCAAGACACCCAGCAAGCUUUACAAGAAGCUGACAAUUGGGCUACGCUAGUACUUGACGUUGAACAGGUAUUUGAGACUCAAGACGUUGAUCAGAUAUCAGAGAAAGUCAUUAGGAUGCAACAAAGUCUUAAUGUUCUUCAUGAUGUGCCCGACUAUGAAGAUCGUCGAAAACUGCUCGAGUCACUUAAGAAUCGUCUUGAAGCUCUCCUUUCUCCAAAAUUAAUCACCUCUUUUAAUAAUCAUAACACAAUUGAUGCACAAAGACUAGUGGAUGUGUUUAAAGGGAUGGAGAGGGAGGGGCGAGUGAAGGAGUAUUACAUUCAAUGUCACAAGAAUACAGUUCAGCAGCUCUGGCAGUCAUUGCAAGAUAAAAAGGAUACUUCCCUUAGGGAGAAUCUCAACACUCUUUACAAUGAACUCCUCUCAAAAUGGCAGCUCGAGAUGGGCUGGUGUUCUCAGGUUUUCACGUCAUCUCUUGGUAUGCUAGUGAAGGUUUUUGGUGAGAGCAUGAAUGCAUUGUCUUCAUCAUUGGGCCAGUCUCUUCAUGGGGCAGUACAUAAGAGUCAAGAACCAGUCACAACUCUGAUUGAGCUGAGACAUAUUGUGUUAAAGUUUCUGAAGAAUUUUUCAAAGUCUUUACAGUCUGUGGAUCUUUCAGUUUCUGGUCCUAUAUUGUUCCCGCUGGUUGAGAGCAUUCAUUUGCCUUAUUGCCAGCUCCUAGUUCAGUACGGCUCAUUCCAGCAGCAAGCCCUCAUGAAGACUCUCUUUAACAUCAAUAUGAUUGAUGCUAACUUUGACGAGACUCUAAGGACUGUCUCCUCUACUGUAUCAAAUGUGAUGUCCUCCUCUCAUCUCUCCAUUGAGAACUGUCUCCAGCUCACACAAGGCUGGGGGAUCGUAUCAGUUAUUAAAGCAAUUGAGGCAUAUCUUGUUCAGUUUACAAAGAAGCUGUCAUUGGUGCUUCAAGACCUUCAGGGUCGGUAUCGUCAGGCAAAGUCCGAGACUGGUUCCGAAACGGGUAGGAACGGGUUUCAAGAUGAUUGGAGUAGCCUACAGUGGAUAUUCCAGUUCAUUCAGCACUGUGGUGAUUUCCUUCUUCGUGUCUCGGCCUUCAACUCGAGUGUUUGUAGCCAGGUGCUGUCCCUUAGUGAUACCUACACGAGUCCCGCCAAUUCUCAGAUCCCGUUCAACGUGUUUGACUAUCUCUCUAUAUACCAUCCAGAGGAGCAUACAGCAGUCAUUGGAUUAUUGGGAGCCAUUGAGAAAAAUGGUGAUGGGCAUGUGUUGCUCCCAGCAACGACCAAUCAGAUUCAAGUUUUGGUGAAGCAGGCCCACACGUUAGCCUUUGAUGUCGUGUUCUCUCAAUUGAAACAAAAACUGAUUGAAAUUCCUAAACUGAAAGUUUGGUCCAGGAGUACCUCUUCUCCAUUAGAGAGUCCUCAGGCUUUAACUGAUGAUUUGCCAUCAUUCAGUCUUUCUCCUUUGACCUAUAUCACUGAAAUUGGUGACCAUUUGCUUACUCUUCCUGAACAACUUGAGCCAUUCACUUCACAAGACAAUCCAUCACUAGCUGCAGCAAUGAAGCACGGGAGACUUCCAUUCACUGAAGAUGAUGGCGAGAAUCGUGAUCUUAGUCUCUCUGAUAUGUGGUUGGAUGCCAUUGCUCGUGGUACCAUGGAGACCUAUGUUGAGAGUAUCUUAAAGAUACCGCGACUAACUGAUGCAGCUGCACUACAACUAUCAACUGAUAUUGGUUAUUUGUGUAAUGUAUUGGCUGCAUUAGAUCAGCCUCCUAUUCCUGCCCUGACUGCUUUAGAGAAAUUAUUAAAAUCCGACAAAGAAACGUUUCCUCGUUUUAAAGAUGACAAGCACACAGAGAGUGCAUUAUAUCAAAGCAUUGCAAGGCUAAGAACUUGGGAUUAAAAAUUGUUUUUUUUU
Amphimedon queenslandica is the source of this 2318-nucleotide messenger RNA. Its product is annotated as conserved oligomeric Golgi complex subunit 7-like. The record is from RefSeq and is a predicted model, not a curated record. The transcript is spliced from 20 exons. Gene Ontology annotation, biological process: intracellular protein transport; Golgi organization; retrograde vesicle-mediated transport, Golgi to endoplasmic reticulum. Lineage: Eukaryota; Metazoa; Porifera; Demospongiae; Haplosclerida; Niphatidae. Bases 33 to 2303 code for a protein of 756 amino acids. Gene Ontology annotation, cellular component: COG complex.